UGAGCUUGACGUUUUGCGGAGCAGGAGCAGGACAUCCGAGGAGUGAGCCCUAAAGGAACCUGCUUCAUUGUUGCUUCUUGUUCUCUCUGGAUCAGUUUCUGUGUUUGUCAGAUUCUAUAUCAGCGGCUCUUCUGUUCGCCUCGUCUGGACCUUGGAUCCUGCACUGACAGACUCAAACAUGGAGAUAGAGAAGGAAAUAAAGAAGAUGACCCUCGGACACGAGUUCGGCGCCGGAGCGGCCUGCUUGAAAUGUGGAGACAAGUGUGAAGGCUUUGAGCUGCACUUCUGGAGAAAGAUCUGCAGGAACUGUAAAUGUGGCCUCACAGAGCACAACGUGCAGAUGAACUCGGAGGAGAACAAGAAGGUGGGGAAGCUGUUCGAAGACACGAAGUACACAGGCCUCAUCGCCAAGCUGAAGAAGGACGGCCUCCCCAGCUACAAGGGCAACAUGGUGACCAUCACUCUGCCCAGUGCUUCCACCGCCUACGCUGUACCACCAAGCUUUUCCUCCACAGUAGUGCCCCCCUCUGCAGCAGCUGGUUCUGUGCUGCCUGCUGGAGCUGCUGCAGGUUCAGCGCCCAACAGGGGUCAGGGUGCAGGUCAGGCUGCAGGUAUGGCUCCAGGUCAGGCUCCAGGUCAGUUUCCAGGUCGGGCUCCAGGUCAGGCUGCAGGUGUGGCUCCAGGGCAAUUUCCAGGUCGAGCUCCAGGUCGAGCUCCAGUUCCGGCUCCAGGUCAGGCUCCAGGUCAGGCUCCAGGUCUGGCUCCAGGUCAGGCUCCAGGUCAGGCUCCAGGUCAGGCUCAAAGUCAGGCUGCAGGUCAGGCUCCAGGUCGGGCUCCUGGUCAACCUCUACCAGCAGGUGUCACACCCCUCAAAGCCAACAGAGUGCCGGUUUCUGUCAGCUCCACAUCAGUCAACGCUGUCCAAGUCCCCAAAGACGUGCCAAUGACGUCCGUCACCUAUGAUUGGGCGCCACCUGUAGCCAAUAAGUACAUGGCGGUGCGUUACAUCGAGCUGCUCCCUCCGGAGAAACGUCCUGUCGCUGGUUCAGCAGGAGCUGCUUACCGCCGGCAGCAGAUGGCCUGCCAGCUGCCUGAGCACGACCAGGACCCGUCCAAGUGCCACGAGCUGACCCCCGCUGAGGUCAAACAAAUGCAGCAGUUCGUCCGCAAGUACAAGGACGAGGCCCUGGGGGUGGGAGAUGUCAUGCUGCCAGAAGAAAUGGCUCUGAUCCGGGCACAAGGGCAGGGUGGAGUUACCGCUGGGGCUGGAGGGGCAGGGCUUGGACCUGGAGCUGGAGGGACUGGGUCUGGAGCUGGGGCAGGUUUUGCAUCUUGUGGUGGAGUUGGGACAGGGGCUGCAGGCCCUGGUUUUGGGUCGAUGGCUGGGGCAGGAGUUGGCGCUGGCUUUGGACCUGGAGCAGGAGGCAGGGGAACUGGAGCUGGAGCUGGCAUGGGCACUGGGGUUGGAGCUGGUGGUAGCAGAAAUGGGGUUGGGGCUGGAACUGGGGCUGGUGGAGUAGGUGUUGGAGGAGUAUGUCAUGGAGCAGUGGAUGUUGGAGCAGGUGGUAUUGGAGCUGGUGGUGCCGGAUCAUUCUCAGGUCCUGGAAUCGGAGCAUCUGCUGGUUAUGGGCCAGCAGGGGGAGCCAUGGGUACCACUGCUACAGCUGGAGCGAUGGGCGUCCCUGGAGCUCAACAAGCUGGACUACCUCAACAGAGCUUUACCUGCCAACACUGCCAGCAGCCGAUGGGUCGGGGCGAGCCAGCCGUGUACGCUGAGCGCGCCGGAUAUGACAAGCUGUGGCACCCAGCGUGCUUCGUGUGUUGUACCUGCAGCGAGCUGCUGGUGGACAUGAUCUACUUCUGGAAGAAAGGAAAGCUGUACUGCGGACGCCACUAUGGAGACAGUGAGAAGCCACGCUGUGGAGGCUGUGAUGAGCUGAUCUUCAGUAAUGAGUACACGCAGGCCGAGGGACAGAACUGGCAUCUGAAGCACUUCUGCUGUUUUGACUGUGACUGCAUCCUGGCCGGAGAGACGUACGUCAUGGAGAAUGACAAGCCGGUCUGCAAGCCGUGCUACAUGAAGAACUACGCAGCGAAAUGCUCGUCCUGCCAGAAAGCGGUGGAGCCAGAGGAUCAGCGGGUUUCCUACGGCGAGCAUCACUGGCACGCUGCGCCCGACUGCUUCAAAUGCUCCGGCUGCGCCAAGUGCCUGGUGGGCCAGCGCUUCAUGGCGGUGCAGAACCACCUCUUCUGCUCCGUGGAAUGCAAGAAGAAAAUCAUGGCUUAGAUGGCCAAAGUACGCCCUCCAUCUUCUCCACAACCACAUGUGAAACCAGGACGGACUGAGCCUCGACUAGAACCAGAGCAGUGGAACAAACACACUGUUGAAGCUGCGGAGAUGAGGAUGUCUGAUACCUUUAAUAAAGAGACAUACAGUAAUAAUGAGGCCAUUAGCAUUUGGUGCUCUCUGUCAGUGAUUCUAAUCUGACACCUGAGCUUCUGCCUUCCAGUCUGCCUUAUAAUGUGUCUUUUUUUUUAACAAGAACAUUAUGUUGCUUUUCUUGCACUGUAUUUUCUUACUGAAGAGAUUAAAUUUUGUAUUGUUUUUUGGAAAAAAUCCAGUAACUUUGCCUUAAAACUCCUUUUCCUUCAUGGUGCUUGUUUGGUUGUAUUGUUAAUUUAAUCUGCCCCCUGAUCAUGCUUCCUUUAAAAGUUGAACUACUGAUCUUUACUCUCUGUGCAGCAGCAGGAUCAUCAAUAUUAGCUGGAUGUAGGGGGUGAUAUCUUCCCAGUGCACUGCAUUUCAGAUCAAAUUAUUGCACUACUCUCAAACAUUUUUAUCAUUGAUCUAAGGAAUUUAACUUCAUGCAUAAAGGUGGAGUGUUUGGAAGUAAA
Messenger RNA from Notolabrus celidotus (New Zealand spotty), 2895 nucleotides. RefSeq names its product testis derived transcript (3 LIM domains) (gene tes). Lineage: Eukaryota; Metazoa; Chordata; Actinopteri; Labriformes; Labridae. The transcript is spliced from 8 exons. Gene Ontology annotation, molecular function: zinc ion binding. Bases 179 to 2287 code for a protein of 702 amino acids. The record is from RefSeq and is a predicted model, not a curated record.